AAAGUAAAAACCCUAAACGUCAAUAAUGCGUGUGUCACUCUUAAUUGCUUAAAUCACUUAGAUAAAUCCGAGAAACACGCGGAAUUACUUCCCCUGUUUCGAACUAAAAUCUAACUUCUCUUCUAUAUGUACUGUCUGUAAAUCUUUCUUAAUUAUUUCAUUGUUCUUUCUUCUGUUUUUCUUUGUUUUUUAAAGUGGCGGCAACGAUGGCUGGAGAUAUCCCCGGAAAAUUGACCGGCUCCGCCGGCCGAACCGGCACCAUCGGGUUACUGAAGACACUGAACCGCGACGAGCUUCUUGAAGUUUUAUCUCAGGGUUUUUGUCAACACUGCGAGGCUCUUUUAGAGGAACGAAUUCAUCAGCUCUUGAACAAAGAAUACCAUUUUUUUUUCUAAGACGUACAUAGGAUAUAACAAUGGCAUCUCUAAAUCAAACCAGAAGCAGCAACACCACCACUAAGGCAACGAGGGGUCGCCAGAGGAUUUCGAUAAAGAAACUCGAAAACGAAAGCAACCGCCAAGUGACUUUCUCCAAGCGCCGCACUGGUUUGUUCAAGAAAGCGAUCGAGCUUUGCAUUUUAUGCGGUUGCAACAUCGGCAUCAUCGUGUUCUCUCCCAAAGGAAAACCGUUUUGCUUUGGUCACCCCGAUAUUGACACGAUAUUGGAGCGUUACCUUAGCAAAAACCCUAACCAUGAUGAUGGUUUGAUGAUGUCUGGUGACGACAUUGCUCCAUGUCUCGAAGAGUUCAACGAGGAGAUCCGGGAGACGUUGGAGAAACUUGAGGAAGAAAAAAAGCGAAGCAAAGAGAUCCAAAAGGAAAACGAAGAGAGAAAAAUGAAGGGACUGUUUUGGUGGGAUGACCCUAUUGAUAAUAAUAUGGGAAUUGAGGAACUUGAAGCUUAUGCUAAAGCCUUGGAGGAGUUAAGGAAUAAUGUGGCUAAUAGGGCUAGUGCAUUGAUGGAAGAUGUUUUUGCCAUGUCGACUGCCAUGACGGUGGCUAAUCCUGAUGGUAUGGGCAACAGUUUUGCCGUCCAAAAUAGUGGCUUUGCCGUCGGAGACACCGAAGGGUACGGGGAUUUCAAUCUAGGUGUUGAAGGUUUUAAUUUUGGUAAUGGUCAUGACUUAGAUUAUUAAAUAUUCUCUAUUCAUCAUUGAAGGUAUGUCUAUGGCUAUUAUUUUACGUUAUAAAAUUAAUCUGCUUAGUUUUUAAUUAUUUUAUGAACAAUAUAGAUCUAUAUAUAUGAUCAUAUAUAAAUGAAAGCUAGUUUUUUUUAUACCUUUAAA
This is a messenger RNA of Gossypium arboreum, 1285 nucleotides long. Its product is annotated as agamous-like MADS-box protein AGL61. Gene Ontology annotation, biological process: positive regulation of transcription by RNA polymerase II. Lineage: Eukaryota; Viridiplantae; Streptophyta; Magnoliopsida; Malvales; Malvaceae. The transcript is spliced from 2 exons. The record is from RefSeq and is a predicted model, not a curated record. Bases 416 to 1135 code for a protein of 239 amino acids. Gene Ontology annotation, molecular function: RNA polymerase II cis-regulatory region sequence-specific DNA binding; DNA-binding transcription factor activity, RNA polymerase II-specific; protein dimerization activity.